Messenger RNA from Ooceraea biroi (clonal raider ant), 4799 nucleotides. RefSeq lists its product as uncharacterized. NCBI's taxonomy places the organism in Eukaryota, Metazoa, Arthropoda, Insecta, Hymenoptera, Formicidae. Gene Ontology annotation, molecular function: ligand-gated monoatomic ion channel activity; glycosyltransferase activity. The record is from RefSeq and is a predicted model, not a curated record. Gene Ontology annotation, cellular component: membrane.
UUUUUUGACUCGCGAUCGCCGUGCCAAAAUUUCUGAAAAAAUGGAUCAAAUUCGGGUAAUUUAAGAAAUGCAUCUAAAUUCUAUAAAGGACUAUAUUCGCAGCUCACUUUUAUCAAUAAAUGAGCGUAUUUAUUUAUGAUAUUCUAUAAUAUAUGUAACGUGAACUAUAUACUAAAUGCACGCAUUUAUCAUAAAAGUGAGCUGAGAAUAUGGACCAAAAUGUUUAAAUAAUGCAUUUAAUUACUUGGAUAUAAAUCAGUACAUCGGUUGCAUAGUAUGACAAAAGAAUUUCAAUUUAUGUCCGAUAACUAUAGUAUAUUCAUUUACAUGUCUGGACUAUUUUCAACAGCUUACUGCAGCUUACACAUUUUCACUUAUGCAUUUCCUUUUUAAAAUACAGCAUAAAUGUGGAUAUUGUGGGUGGCUCUUUAGCUUCACCACAAAUUUUAUUGGUCAUAAGUGCUUCAAGCAGUACGUUGAAGGAGAAGACCACAUCAGCAUCGAUGAAAACCAUAUCGUAACAAUAAGUAUAAUUUGUUGGCAAGAACCGCUAAUACAAGAUUAGAAUCCAUGUUUAAGAGAUUCCAGGUUUUUUGUGCUAGACACGCGUCGUCAACCAGUCAACCACUCCGUAUACUUUAUUUAGGUUAUUUCACGCAUACUCGUACAUACAUUACACACAUAUAUUACGCUUCAACACAUUCUUACAUCAAAGUAUCUAUUUCACAUGACGCGUAUUUAGCAAUACGCUUAAAUAAUAACAACCAAUCGAUUUAUUUCUGUUGUAUUGUACAACAGAAGUCCUGAUCUGUUAUUGGUCAGGCUUGUUACGCUUUAUGCGCAUUUAACGCAAAGUACGCGCCAUGUAAAAUGGAAUUUUCAGAAUAGCGUACAUUCUAGUAAUUUACUAGAAUACGCAGUGUGCCUAUUCUAGCUACUCACUAGGUUACGCAGGUUACGCUUACGCAAGUUACGCUCCAUGUAACGGCACCCUAAUGCCUCCGGCACACCAGCGCGACGCGAUGCGCGAUAUGCGACGUGCGAUAUCCAAUGAGCGUACAGUGUUUAUGGAAAAGCUGUACUCUCAUUGGAUAUCGCACGUCGCGUAUCGCGCAUCGCGAACCGCGUCGCGCUGGUCUGCCGAAGGCUUAAGACAGCAUGAUCAUGGCGGAUGGACCUAGAUGGAAGCUGAGCCAAUUCGACAUUAGAGUCCCUAGAAAUAGGAGUCUGGACAAUGUUCUAGUUUUUGCAGGAAAGAAUAUGGCGCGACCAAUCGUUAAUGUCAAAACACCAUAUACCUUUUGUUUACGGACGCCAUAUUAUUUCCAACUAGAACAUUGUCCAGACUCCUAUUUCUAGGGACUCUAUUCGACAUCAGUAUCGUAGAAGCGGCUUCUUAUCGUUCAAAUGAUUUGGACAGACGCGGUGCAGAAAGAAAACAAAACCUGAAUAACUAACUGAAUAUAAUUAGCAUUGAAUAACGCGUUCGAAAUAAAGCUUUUAGUGAUCAAACAGACGAUUGUUGAGUCGAGAAGCGGUGAUAUUUCGGCUAUACCUAAAUAACUACUAUGUAAAGUAGUAAAGUUGUACGACGAAUGCAUGAUUCCGCUUUGCACCCCAAGUCAAAACGAAAUUUCGUAAAAAAUGCGGACGAAAAAAUUAACAAACUCUCUUCUUCUCAUUUGUGUUUUGCUCAUCACGAAUGCAAGUGCUGAUUUAAUAGAACCCAAUGAUGUGGUAAUGGUGAUAUUCAGUCAAAAAGAAGGCUAUCAUGCAGCUCAUGCUGAUUAUUUACGGAAAGGGAUCUAUGAACAAGCUAGUGCUCUUGAGAAAGAACCGCCAGAAGUUGUAUUGUCUCAUGAACUUGAUAUAAAAGGUUCCUGGACAAUAACUCCAUUAUCUAUAUACUUAUCCCAUAGAUUUCCAAAUGCAAAGUGGUUCUUCUUUUGUUUAGAAAAUACUGUAAUUCGAUUAGAGAAACUUCUGAAUCUCCUUGAAAAGUUCAGCUCUUCUCAAUAUAUCUGGAUUGGACAUGCACUUUAUGACCAUGAGUCUACCAUUAUCCAUCACUUUGCAGAACACAAAAAGAAAUUUAAGUAUCCACAUGUUGCAUCUGGAUUCGCAAUGACUUCUAUGCUAUUGAAGAAUUUAUCUGAACAUAUCUCCGAGGACACGGGAUCAAGAGCAGAUUUCUCUAUCGACGUAUCCUACGAAUUCGCAAGUUUUGUAUUAAAGAGUACAAACGUACGAUUGACACAUGUGUCUAAGUUAUGUAUCGUAUCUGGUUCUGAUUGUGCCACGUAUCCCAGAUUCUUUCAUCCUUGUAGUUCUUCCAUCUCUUCAGUAAAAACGUAUUUCGCUGUUAAGACUUGCGCCAAAUAUCAUGCUGAUCGAAUUCCAAUUAUUAAAAACUCAUGGGCGAAGCAUGCGAUAAACCUCGGAUAUUUCAGUGAUGUUGCAGACAGAAAUUUAAGGGAGGCGUACGUCGUACCGAACACUACUGAGGGGCAUUGUGCCAAAACUUAUGGCAUAUUGCAAGAAGCUGAUAAGAUACUGACAAAAAAUGGUUUCAACUGGCUGGUUAUUAGUGACGAUGAUACUAUAUUCAGCGUAGCACGUUUAUUACGCUUGCUCACGUGUUACAAUCCCAAGCAUCUAGUCGCGAUUGGUGAACGCUACGGCUUUCGCAUGUGGGACAAUCAGUUUGGGUAUCAGUACUUAACUGGCGGUGCCGGAAUGGUACUGUCAGCUCCGUUGGUUCAUGAAAUGGUGAUGUCAGACGCGUGCAAUUGUCCAUCCGCAACCACUCCCGACGACAUGUACCUGUUCGGAGUUUGUCUGUCUCGACUUGGAGUAGAGCCUGUACAUUCCCCGAUGUUUCAUCAGAUCGCCAUACGAGAUAACGAUGACUUUUCACGUCCCAGGAAAUUGAUGGUGACAACACUUGAGCAGACCAAAGCAGCAGGCUGCGAUGCAUACGUUAUUCUAAUCGCCAAUGGAUUAUUAACGUCGCGAUUCUUGCAAUAUUCCGAAGGGGAACGUCUGAUUAAUACACGCGGUUACUUUUUGCUUUUGUACGAUAAUCGGCUGUUCAGGCCGGAAUUGCACUACAUAUGGAACCGAAUCAUCAAUGUAGUAUUCAUACGGCGAUAUAAUAUGUACAAGCAUCGUUCAGGCGAGCGUGUUAUCAACGAACGAAUUGAUCUCAACACCGUCCAGUAUCCAUCACGUACGAGGGACAUUACGACGACUAAAUAUAUCGAUACCUGGUACGAUGGUAAAUUACGUUACGGUAACGCUCACUACGUAUCGAAAACCAAGGAUCUUCACGGCAAUGGUUUACGAGUGGCGGUUUUCGAGCAUAUACCAGCUGUAACGAAAGCUUCACGGGAUCAUUAUCAACAAAGUACAGCUGCAAAUCCUAAAGCUCUUGGUAUUGAAUUCGAAUUAAUUCGAGUCAUAGCAAAGACGAUGAAUUUCAAAGCGAACUAUUACAAGCCCGAUAAUAUCGAAGAAGAGAGAUGGGGCAAAGCUGGAGAUAACGACAGCUACACGGGUCUCCUCGGCGAAGCGAUCGCCGGGAACGCCGAUUUCAUUCUCGGGGAUCUGCAUUACACGAUGCACCACUUGAAUUACGUCGAUCUAUCUGCAUCGUACAAUACGGAAUGCCUCACUUUUUUAACACCCGAAUCGUUAACUGAUAAUUCGUGGGAGUUACUGAUAUUGCCUUUCAGGCUGAACACGUGGAUAGCGGUUCUUUGCACUUUACUGCUGGGUAGUGGACUCUCUUACGUGCUUGCAUUGUUCUAUCAAAGGUACAUAGUCCCAAACCUCAGCGAGGCAAACGCGUGCUACAGUAUGAAGGGUGUGUACCUGUUCACCGAGUUCCAGAAUAGUGUACUGUACACGUACAGCAUGUUGCUUCAAGUGUCACUGCCUCGUUUGCCGAAUGCCUGGGCUAUGAGGAUAUUUAUCGGUUGGUGGUGGAUCUACAGCAUCUUGGCCAGUGUGACUUAUCGCGCUAGCAUGACGGCCACUCUCUCGCGUCCUGCCAUCAAAGUAACUAUCGACACAUUGGCGCAACUGACGAGAUCAAAGUUGGCGGUAGGCGGUUGGAGCGAAGAGGGCAAGGAGUUCUUCCUUACUUCCUCGGAUCAGUUCAGCCAAGAGAUCGGCAGCAAAUUUGAGUUAACGGAGAACGAGGAUGGUGCCGUUGAUCGGGUAGCAAACGGGACAUUCGCUUAUUACGAAAACGCAUAUGUAUUGCGGCAUGCUCGCGCGAAACGAAUAUUCGAAGGGGGGAACAAUGGGAGGAACAAGAGUAAGAAGGACACUGGAUCAACGGUGAAGUACAAUCUGCACAUUAUGGACGAGUGCGUCGUCCAGAUGCCGAUCGCGCUAGGACUGGAGAAAAAUUCUCCGUUGAAGCCUCACGUGGAUUUGUGGGUAAGACGGAUGACGGAAAUCGGCCUCGUGCGCAAGUGGCUGAGCGACGUAAUGGAGUGGUCAAAGAUAAGUGAAUCGCUGCAGAACACGAAACCUGAAACGGCGUUAGUGGACCUACGCAAGUUGCACGGCGCCUUCGUUGCCCUCGCGAUCGGAUAUUUUCUCGGUCUCGCGGCUUUACUUGGCGAAAUUUUGUAUUGGAAAUACGUGAUCUUGAGAGAUCCAAACUAUGACAAAUAUCACUUGGAUACAUUCUAUAAGAAUAAUAAAUUUAAAAGUUAAAGGAAUUUUUUUUCUAAUUCUGCAAUGUAACAAAAAUUAUGAAUGAAACGAGAGAUGUAAGGGUGUGUGAA